Molecule: messenger RNA, 1179 nt
Organism: Eutrema salsugineum
Lineage: Eukaryota; Viridiplantae; Streptophyta; Magnoliopsida; Brassicales; Brassicaceae
Product: inactive LRR receptor-like serine/threonine-protein kinase BIR2
Exons: 1
Coding region: 80-913 (277 amino acids)
Molecular function (GO): protein binding
Source: RefSeq, a predicted model, not a curated record
CACAUGGAAGUUCCACUUUCUUCAACCUCUGCGAAGUCUCUCUGAAGACGACGGAGAGAGAGAGAGAGAGAGAUUAACGAUGGCGAGGAGUUACCGGUUUAGCUACCGGUUAUGCCUAAUCCUCCUCAUAGCCUUCGAAACGGCACGGCGUUUGACUUCCGCCGAUCCAAACGACGAGGCGUGUUUGAAAAAUCUCCGGCAGAGCUUGGAGGAUCCGGCGAGUAAUCUCCGGAACUGGACUAACUCCGUCUUCUCCAAUCCUUGCUCCGGCUUUACUUCUUACCUCCCUGGUGCUACCUGUAACAAUGGCCGAAUCUAUAAACUAUCUCUCACUAAUCUCUCCCUUCGCGGCUCAAUCUCUCCGUUUCUCUCCAACUGUACAAAUCUCCAAUCCCUAGAUCUAUCCUCGAAUCAAAUCGCCGGUGAGAUCCCGCCGGAGAUUCAGUUCCUCGUUAACCUCGCCGUGCUUAAUCUCUCGUCAAAUCGUCUCUCCGGCGAAAUCCCCCCGCAGCUUGCUCUCUGCGCUUACCUCAACGUCAUCGAUCUCCACGAUAACGAGCUCUCCGGCCCAAUUCCGCAGCAGCUAGGACUCCUGGCGAGGUUAUCGGCGUUCGAUGUGUCGAACAACAAACUCUCCGGCCAGAUUCCGACGUAUUUGUCGAACAGGACCGGGAAUUUCCCGAGGUUUAAUUCGAGCUCGUUCGUAGGGAACAAAGGAUUGUAUGGGUAUCCGUUGCAGGAGAUGGUGAAGAGCAAAGGAUUAUCGGUGAUGGCGAUCGUUGGGAUUGGGCUUGGGAGUGGAAUCGCGAGCUUGAUGAUUAGCUUCACUGGUGUUUGUAUUUGGUUGAGAAUCACUGAGAAGAAGUUGGCUGAAGAAGAAGGCAAGAUUAGUCAAUCAAUGCCUGAUUACUAAAAAGUUAAUCUCGAUUAUGGAUUUUGCUUAUAGUCUUAUAAUUAGUUUAAUCACGGCUUCGAAACAAGAAGAAGUAGAAGAUUCACGAAUUUCUUGGUGUGUGUGAGUUUUUUUGGUCUAUUCUUUCUUUUGGGAUUUUCCCUCUAUUUUUUUUUUUGGGUUUUUGAAAACAAAAAAUUACUACUUAUUGUGCUUCACUUCUAUUUUAAGGAAUGAGAAAAUUUUGUAACUUGGUUAUAUCAUCGAAGAUGAAGCAAAAACUGUUU